ACUCCUUUGCUUUGUUUCUCCUCUAUUUAUAUAUCUCUUUCAACCCCUCUCGCCGGCGCUGUAAAUCCCCAACCCGAAAGAAGAAGAACACGAAGAAGACAAUUGGUGAAUAGUAUUUUUUUAAAAAAAUUUCGUUGAAGAAUUGCGAUUUGAUUAAUCAUUUGAUGCCGUGAAAUUCUCUAAUCAGAUUCAAAAAGAGAGAGAGAGUGAGAGUUGAAUUGAGGAUGGUUAGCUGCUACUUUAAUACAUUGGUCAAGGUUGAGAGUUAAUUCAGAGCAAGUAUUGGAAUCAGCUGCCAGAUUUGGUUUUGGAACAUUUAAUUUGAGAAAUGGAUCGGUGUGAUACCUCAGGAUUUGUAAGCGGAGGUGGAGAUGCUUAUAAGGUCUUCUAACUCUUAGUACUACUACUGCUGCUGUGGCUUUUUCUCCUCGAACCCCCCGGAAGUUUGUGGUCUUUCUCUUGAACAGUUUUCAUCUUUUUAGUUGUGACCAUGCAUGCCAGAUUCCAAAACACUGGCUUUGCUUCUAAGUCUUCACCCAAUUCCUUUAAGAUCUUGGGCCGUUCCCUUCAAGUCCAAGAAUCAGAGGCCGCCGCUGAUACUACUCUGCGUCUUGAUUCCCUUUCCUCUCCACUUUCCAACUCAGUUGGUACUAAAAGAAAAUGGAUGGAUCAAGAAGCUGAUCCUUUACUCUCCUUGAGGCUCGGUCACUCCUCAAGCUCUUCUGAUAGCAAAGGGAGUUCAGCAACUGCAUUCACGAGUUUAUCUUCUGCCAAAGAGAUUGAGGAGGCUUCCUCAAUGGAUAUUGAGCUGGACUUUACCCUCCAUCUUGGCAACGAGAAACCUGCCACCAGCCAUAAACCAGCUAAUCUGAAAAUGAAAGAGUUGCAGUUCCUCUCCCCAGAAUUUGAUCUCGAACUGAGUCUUUCUGGUGGAGGAGGGUCCUCUCAAUCUGAGAUCACUGCGGUCCAGCAGCAGGCGAAUCAGUUUCCAACUCUUGGGGACAUGCUACGUGCAACUAAUGAAGGAUCCACGUCACGUGGCUGGAGACCAGGGUUUGCAUCAUCACCUGCAUUGCAAGCUUUAUCAAGCAAAGAAACAAGCUCCUUCUUAGCUCAUGCUCCUAAGAAGAUAAUCAUUCCUGCUCCUCGUGUUCUGGACCUGUCAUCUAGCUCGGCAACAACAACAACAACAACACCAAUAAGUUCCGGUACAUGUACUUCCGUUUUAUCUCAGCAGCUGAAGCCACAGCAUAAGAGUUCUUCUUCUAGUUCCAAGCUAUGUCAAGUUGAAGGAUGUCAAAAGGGGGCAAGAGGCGCGUCAGGCCGUUGCAUAUCCCACGGUGGUGGACGUAGAUGCCAGAGACAUGGCUGCCACAAGGGCGCUGAAGGUCGAACUGUGUACUGUAAAGCCCAUGGAGGUGGCCGUCGAUGUGAGUUUCUCGGAUGCACCAAAAGCGCUGAAGGCCGUACUGACUUCUGUAUAGCCCAUGGAGGUGGGCGAAGAUGCAGCCAUGAAGAUUGCACACGAGCUGCCAGAGGAAGGUCAGGGCUCUGUAUCAGGCACGGUGGAGGAAAGAGAUGCCAAAGAGAGAACUGCACAAAGAGCGCUGAAGGGCUUUCGGGACUCUGCAUCUCUCACGGAGGUGGUCGUCGAUGCCAGUCUAGUGGAUGCACGAAAGGAGCGCAAGGGAGCACUAUGUUCUGCAAAGCACACGGUGGUGGUAAACGGUGCACGCACCCUGGUUGCACCAAAGGCGCGGAGGGAAGCACGCCGUUCUGUAAAGGACAUGGAGGAGGUAAAAGAUGCGCGUUUCAAGAGGGUCAUCCUUGCUCCAAGAGUGUUCAUGGAGGUACUAAUUUCUGCGUGGCUCACGGCGGUGGUAAGAGAUGUGCGGUUCCUGAAUGCACUAAGAGCGCUAGAGGAAGGACUGAUUUCUGCGUCAGGCACGGUGGAGGGAAGAGGUGCAAGUCUGAAGGAUGUGGGAAAAGCGCGCAGGGUAGUACUGAUUUUUGCAAGGCGCAUGGAGGAGGGAAGCGUUGUGCUUGGGGUCAUGCUGAGACUGAGUAUGCGGGUCAAUCUUCUUCUGGUCCUUGUACCUCGUUUGCUAGAGGUAAGACUGGUCUUUGUGCACUCCAUACCAGUCUGGUUGAGGAUAACCGGGUUCACGGAGGAAUGACUGUGACUUCAGAGAGCCAAGAACCGAGAAUAAGCAGCAGCGAGGAAGAGUUUAGUGGUUCUCAAGACAUGAACAUGGAUAGGAUGAAAGCGAGAAGCGCUGUUGGAUCUCCCGAGAAUGAGAAUGAAACAGGACCGGGGUUGGCUCCAGAAGGAAGAGUCCAUGGUGGAAGUUUGAUAAUGGCGAUGUUGGCUGCUAGAGAGGGUGGCUCCUGCUCAAGCAACCUGCCUAAAAGGUGGGUGUAAGUUAAUAAUUGUCUUCAGUUUGCUUCCAGUCUUAAUUCUGCACGUGUGGAGUAGUAUGUUGGCACGCGAGAGUGAAGUGAAAGUGUUACGGAGUCUUGUGUUUGUUCUUGUUUAGGUUUGUGUUUAGAGAGUACAAAAGGGAUCAAAGUCUCUAUUCUCUGUCUUAUUUUCCUGUAGAUAUUGAAUUUAUGGGUUCAAGCAACGUUAUUGUGAAUUGUCAAAACAGUCUAUCUAUUGAUGAUGAUGAUGAGAAUAAAAAGUCAUGUCUUUGUUUGCA
Molecule: messenger RNA, 2699 nt
Organism: Brassica oleracea var. oleracea
Lineage: Eukaryota; Viridiplantae; Streptophyta; Magnoliopsida; Brassicales; Brassicaceae
Exons: 2
Coding region: 491-2422 (643 amino acids)
Source: RefSeq, a predicted model, not a curated record